AUGGCUAGCUCAAGCAGGCCAAAGAGGCAGCGUAUCAAUGAUUGCAUUAAUGAUGAUGAAAUAGUUAACGAACUUUUUUGUGAUGAAUUGAGUGAUUUUAGUGAUUUUAGUGAAAUUGACGAUUCAGAUGCUGAUCGUGAUUAUUUUCCUUCUGAAUCAGAGAAUUCAGUAGUAGAUUCGACUAAUAUAGGGAAUAAUCAGGAUUUCAAUAUUGAAAAUAAUCAUAAUACAUCUUCUACCGUUUGGUUCGAUGUAUCAGGAACAUACCAAAAACCACUUAUCUUCAAUAAGACUCCGGGUUUCAAAAUUGAUAUUCCUGAUAAUGCCUCAGCUUUAAAUUAUUUUAAGUUAUUCUGUAGUACAGAUAUUUUUGAGCUUAUGGUAGUAGAAACUAAUCGUAACGCUGAACAGUUUCUUUCAAAGAGCAGGCUAACUAAGUCCAGUAGAUUCUCUAAAUGGUCACCAACAAACGUCGAUGAAAUUGAAAAGUUUAUGGGCUUACUCUUGUGGUUUGGUUUAGUUCAAAUGCCGAGUUUAGAAAGCUAUUGGAGUACCAAAAUUAGAUACAAAAAUAAUGUUGCUCCUAAAAUAAUGUCUCGAAAUCGAUUUGAAUUACUCUUAAGAUUUUGGCAUUUUGCGGAUAACGAGGAAACCCCUGACAAUGAUCGUAUCUAUAAAGUUCGUGAUUUGCUCGAACGUGUUGUAAAAAAUUAUCAAAAUGUCAUGGAACCAGAUGAGUACUUAGCAAUAGAUGAGUCAAUGGUUCCAUUCCGUGGUCGAUUGAAAUUCAAGCAAUACAUACCCGGGAAGGCGCAUAAAUAUGGAGUAAAGCUAUUUAAAAUAUGUGAAAAAAAUGGAUAUACACAUGAUUUACAAGUAUAUGCUGGUAAAAAUCAGGUAGAUGGUAAAGGUCUAGCACUUAGAGUUGUAAUGGAGUUAAUUAGACCUUAUUUAAAUGUAGGACGUACUGUAGUUACAGAUAACUUUUAUACAUCCAUGCCAUUGGCUCGUGAAUUAUUGAAGAACAACACACAUCUGGUAGGAACAUUGAGAACAAAUCGUGUUAAGUUACCUGAAGUGUUAAAAACAAAAUUGAAAAAAGGACAAAUAAUUGGAAAAGAAAGUACAGAUGGGGUAGUAGUCGCGAAAUGGCACGACAAACGAGAUGUUGCAAUGUUGUCUACCAAACAUGGUAUUAAAAUGAUCGAUACAGGCAAAAAGAAUCGAAAUGAUGAACCGAUUUUAAAACCACAAAAGCAAAAAAGAUGCUUACACUGUUACUCACAUAAAACCACAGUUUUAGGUUCAAAGUCAGCUGCACUUGCAACCAAAAAGCUUCAUACGAAUUUCGGUGAGUCACAAAUUAAGCAGAAAUAUUUUCCUGUGCCUUCUGAUGCAUCAAGAAUAUCAAGUCCACCAUUCCCGUCUCGUACAUACUCCAUAACACGAGUCGUUGAUCCUAGUCUUAGUUAA
Messenger RNA from Metopolophium dirhodum (rose-grain aphid), 1473 nucleotides. Its product is annotated as piggyBac transposable element-derived protein 4-like. The coding region runs from base 1 to 1473 and encodes 490 amino acids. The record is from RefSeq and is a predicted model, not a curated record. The transcript is spliced from 3 exons. NCBI's taxonomy places the organism in Eukaryota, Metazoa, Arthropoda, Insecta, Hemiptera, Aphididae.